This is a messenger RNA of Alexandromys fortis (reed vole), 784 nucleotides long. RefSeq names its product myogenin (gene Myog). Gene Ontology annotation, molecular function: protein dimerization activity; RNA polymerase II cis-regulatory region sequence-specific DNA binding; DNA-binding transcription factor activity, RNA polymerase II-specific. NCBI's taxonomy places the organism in Eukaryota, Metazoa, Chordata, Mammalia, Rodentia, Cricetidae. The transcript is spliced from 3 exons. Gene Ontology annotation, biological process: positive regulation of transcription by RNA polymerase II; positive regulation of skeletal muscle fiber development; muscle organ development. The record is from RefSeq and is a predicted model, not a curated record. Bases 1 to 675 code for a protein of 224 amino acids.
AUGGAGCUGUAUGAGACAUCCCCCUAUUUCUACCAGGAUCCCCACUUCUAUGAUGGGGAAAACUACCUGCCUGUCCACCUCCAGGGUUUCGAGCCCCCAGGCUAUGAGCGGACUGAGCUCAGCUUGAGCCCGGAAGCCCGAGGGCCCCUGGAAGAAAAGGGACUGGGGACCCCUGAGCACUGUCCAGGCCAGUGCCUACCGUGGGCGUGUAAGGUGUGUAAGAGAAAAUCGGUGUCUGUGGACCGGCGGAGGGCAGCCACACUGAGAGAGAAGCGCAGGCUCAAGAAAGUGAAUGAGGCCUUCGAGGCCCUGAAGAGGAGCACCCUGCUCAACCCCAACCAGCGGCUGCCUAAGGUGGAGAUCCUGCGCAGUGCCAUUCAGUACAUUGAGCGCCUACAGGCCUUGCUCAGUUCCCUCAACCAGGAGGAGCGAGAUCUCCGCUACCGAGGCGGGGGCGGGCCCCAGCCGGUGGUGCACAGUGAAUGCAACUCCCACAGCGCCUCCUGCAGUCCAGAGUGGGGCAGUGCACUGGAGUUCGGUCCCAACCCAGGAGAUCAUCUGCUUGCAGCCGACCCUGCAGACGCCCACAACCUGCACUCCCUCACCUCCAUCGUGGACAGCAUCACAGUGGAGGACAUGUCUGUUGCCUUCCCAGACGAAACCAUGCCCAACUGAGUUUGUCUGCCAGGCUGGGUGUCCACGUUUGAGCCCCCAGGAUGGUGUCAACGGCCACCACUUCUGCUGCAGGGGCCUUUCAAGCGAGGCUGUCCUGGUGCCAAGAAAA